This is a messenger RNA of Acaulospora colombiana, 530 nucleotides long. The record is from the annotation of a GenBank genome assembly. NCBI's taxonomy places the organism in Eukaryota, Fungi, Glomeromycota, Glomeromycetes, Diversisporales, Acaulosporaceae.
AUGACUGGGAAUUUGGUGAAUUUGUAAACUAUAGGUGGCGACCCUACAAGUCUUCUAGCGAAAAGUCAUUGUUGGACUCCUCGUGCUUUGCUGCAUCGGUUUCAUCCUCAAAUGCUUUUACAAAUGCUUUGGGUGCUCAAAGAAAGGCUGCCAAUCGUGCUGCAGCUGCUGCAGUGAAAGACACGGAUGACGGUAGUGGUGGCAUUAUUAUUACACCCGCUGCGGGUGCCGAUGUCGAGAAAGGAGAGUUUACGCAGACGCAUCCUUCACCGUUCGCCCCCAACUAUCAGACCACACCAGCCUCGCCUUACCAGAUCCCAGAGAAACAGGGAGAAGCGCAAGACUACUUUAAUCAACCAUACGGACAGGGAGGGAUGGGAUACACGUUUAAUCAGAUGAAUGAAGUACCACAGGCAGCGACUCCUUCGGUUGGGUAUACAUCGAGGCCUACCACUCCCCACCAUCAUGGCCACACCUACUCGGGGAGUCAGGUUCAUCUCAUGGGAUCUCCUCCAGUAGGAUACAGGUGA